Messenger RNA from Talaromyces marneffei, 1197 nucleotides. RefSeq lists its product as uncharacterized. The coding region runs from base 1 to 1197 and encodes 398 amino acids. Gene Ontology annotation, cellular component: cytoplasm. Lineage: Eukaryota; Fungi; Ascomycota; Eurotiomycetes; Eurotiales; Trichocomaceae. The record is from RefSeq and is a predicted model, not a curated record. The transcript is spliced from 2 exons.
AUGGAUUUCGCAUACGACCACAUCCAAGAGGAGAUCCUAGCUUCCAACCAAUCCGACAAGCGCGAGGACGGAACCCCCUCCACCGACUCAAAGAACAUAGACCUCGGCGCCGAAUUCGAAGAGACCUUUCGAGCUUUCUCUAACAGUCCAUGGGGUGCAAAGAUCGGUGGAUUAUGGAGUAAUGUGCGGAAACAAGGCGAGAGUUAUUAUGAAGGUGCUAGACAGGAAUAUGCUGCGGUGAGCGAGGAGGCAACGAAGGGCCUCUCCGGUCUUCGUGAUAGCAUCGUCGAUAGGACCAAGGGAAUUUCGCUAGGCGGUGCUCUCUCUGCGAUCAAUCCGGGCAACGAGGAAUCUUCGGGGGACUCUACAACGGAAGCCGCAGAUGACGAAAGCAAGACCGAAGAAGGCGAAGGGUUUAUUUCACGAUUCCGAGCUGAAGCAGCAAAACGACUGAAAGAAAUUGAAAAAGCAGAGGACGCAGCUGACGAAGCCCUGAUUCGAUUCGGUACAAACGUUCGCAAUUUCUUGCGGGACGCUGUCAGCAUUGCUCCGCCGGAGCAAGGGUCCGACAAGGUCCUCUUCGAGAGCAAGGAUUCAGAAGGAAAACGUGUCUUUCAUGCAACUCGCCUCGAAGCUCAAUUACAUGCUAUCCAUACGAAUUUGGAAGGUCUGAAGAAAGACCCCGAUACUGAGCAGUGGACUGAAUUCGACAAGGAGUUCAAUGUGGAGAGCAAGACAGAUGAUAUCACCAAGGAUCUCGAACAGUACCCUGAGCUGCGCCGAGCUAUGGAGAAGCUUGUUCCAGAGACUGUUGACUAUAGCGAGUUUUGGUCGCGGUAUUACUUCCUCCGUCUAGCUGUUGAGACGGAGGAGCAGAAGCGCAAGGAAUUGCUAAAGGGCGCCAACACAGCCGCCGACGAAGAGGAAGUCGGCUGGGACGAAGACUCAGACUCCGAAUCCGAAUCUCCAUCCACCCCGCACGUGAAAUCCAAGCCAAGCGCCGCAUCCUCCCAAAACCUCACCGUUGUAAAUGAUUCCAACUUAUUGAGCGAACCACGUCGAUCCCAUGACCAGCACUCUCAACCUGAUAGCGAGUCAAGCUACGAUGUCGUCAGUGGUGCCACCAGCCAGACUCCCGCUAGCCCUCGCGAAAAGUCCUCUGCAAAGGCUGAGGAGAGUGAUGAAGAUUGGGAAUAA